Molecule: messenger RNA, 5749 nt
Organism: Corticium candelabrum
Lineage: Eukaryota; Metazoa; Porifera; Homoscleromorpha; Homosclerophorida; Plakinidae
Product: fibrillin-1-like
Exons: 38
Coding region: 62-5542 (1826 amino acids)
Molecular function (GO): calcium ion binding
Source: RefSeq, a predicted model, not a curated record
UCACACCACCUGCAGGUCUCACCAUUGUCCGUUCUUGCUGCAUCUUACGCGCGUGUCGAACAUGGCCAGGCUGCUGCUCGCGUUUCUCUACUUCACUCACGCUGCCACUCUGCUCACAGUCGCGCAGCAGCUCCUGAACAGCAGAACAAUCACAUCAUCUCGGGGUAGGAAUAUUUGCUAUGAUCGCUACACUGGCGUUCCCCGAUGCUGCGACGGCUACACGAGUGCCGGAGGCGGGACGUGGAACUGUGACAACCCUUUGUGCAGACGAGGAUGUGGAGAUGGCCGUUGUAUCAGUCCGAAUCUCUGCGCGUGCCCGGACGGUAGACGGGCAUCAACGUGUCCUGAGACACCGUCUUGUACGAACGGGUGUCAGAAUGGAGGCACGUGUAUUGGCAGGAAUCGGUGCCGAUGCCUUGCUGCGUUCGGAGGAAAUUUGUGUCAAACGGACAAUUGCCCAAACGGUUGUUUGAAUGGUGGCCGUUGCGUUGGCAGAAAUCAGUGUUUGUGUCCGCAGUCGGUGACAGGAGUAAGAUGUGAGACAGAUAACCGACUCGGUCCUUGUUAUCGCGAGAUUCGAGCCGGAUCGGGCAAUCAGAAGUUGUGCAUCAAUGUUGUCCCGGAUGUAUUCUGCUCGAGAUGUCUGUGUUGUCAGACGGUCGGUGUUGCGUGGGGCAGACCAUGUCAGAAGUGCCCGCAAGUGGACGCAGAGAAGGGACGUUGCGUGCGGUUUUCACCGACGAAUGACACGUACAUGGAUUCGGCUACCUUACAACAUGGAGACCGACACUUGCUUAUAGUCGGUAAUUCGUCCCUGCCCGGUGAGCGCAAGCGCACGCUUCUCAAGUACAAUGUGAGCUCAAUCACGAGGUGUAGUCUGAUUCGCGAGGUCCACCUGCUCACGCCGGUAAACAGCACGAAGAGUCUGAGACAGGCUAAUAACAUAACUGCGCACGCGGUGCGAAGUGACUGGCAAGAGAGUGCCGUGUCGUCUCGACACCGUACGUCAACGGAUGAUUGGGUGGAGGCUUUUCUUGGUCCAGCCAAUCAGCCACCGAACGGUGUGGACGCGAAAGAACGCGCGGAGGGUUCCGAAGAGGUGACGGAAAUUAGCGUCUCGAGGAGUUACACACCCAAAAUCAAAAUACAGACGCAGACUGUGUGUAACUGGAUAGCUAAUCCGCGGUCUGGCAACAAAGGUUUGCUGCUUCGUGCCAACUGCGAGAACAGCAGCUGUGGUGAGAUUCGCUUCAAUUCGAGAGAAUCGGGACUUUCAGCUCCGUUACUCGAAGUUUGUCUUAUCAACGAGGGCUGGAAAGAUAAUGAUUGCUUUAUUCACAUCUGUCCGAGAGGAACUCGAUUGGAUGCAAACGGACGAUUUUGUGAAGGCAUCGAUGUGUGCCUCAGAAUGCCGAACAUUUGUGGGAAGGGUAGAGGCAAGUGUAUCAACACCGAUGGCUCGUACGAGUGCGAGUGCGUCCGCGGAUUUACGAAAGACGAAACGGGAGCGUGCGCACCUCCUGAGCUCGGCUACUGUUACCGUCAGAUUACACAGCACAGAUGCAGUCAAGUGCUGUCAACGCGCGUUAGCAAGGCGUUGUGUUGCAACCUGGUCGGAGAGGGAUGGGGCAUGGAGACCUGCUCACACAUACAUGAAUGCGUCGAGGGUGACCGAGGAGACGGUAAAUGCUCGAAGGGAUUCUUCUUGAAUUCUCUUGACAAUUGCGAAGAUAUUAAUGAAUGUGAAAUUUUUCCAACAAUUUGUCAACCGUACGGUGUCUGUCUCAACACACACGGCGGAUACAGAUGUCACUGCAAUGUCCGGGGAUUCAAGCCAGACAGCACCGGCACUAGAUGCGUCGAUACUCGUCCGGGACAGUGCUGGGGUAGAGUGCACAAUGGUCGAUGUGAGUUGGCUCUUGGAACGACGUCUCUUGCGCAGUGCUGCUGCUCUGUUGGUAAGAGCUGGGGAAAUCCGUGUCAACUGUGUCCCGCGCAAGACACUGCAGAGUUUGACACGCUGUGCUUUGGCGGAAUUGGAUUUAUUGGCUUAGUAGGAGAACGAGAUAUCAACGAGUGCCACGAAGUUCCCGGCAUGUGCCGACACGGAUACUGUGUGAACACAAUCGGCAGUUACAAAUGCUAUUGUCCGGACGGAUAUACAAUGGAUGUAACUGGAACAGCAUGCGUCGACAAAAACGAAUGUGCGGAGAACCGUCAGCUGUGCGGACGAUUCGGUCGCUGUGUGAAUAGGCUGGGAACCUACGAGUGCCACUGCUCGAAAGGAUACCGCAAACUGUCGUACCACACUUGCGUUGAUAUUGACGAAUGCCGACUGCGCAUACACAAUUGUCGCGACAAGUGCGUCAACGUUCCGGGCGGGUUUAGGUGCGAGUGUGCGCGAGGAUUUUUCCUAAUGCCGGAUGGACUUCAGUGUCGAGACGUGAACGAAUGUGUGAAGAGAGGAACUUGCGAUAACGGUCAGUGCUAUAACACGCCCGGCAGCUUUGUCUGCCGAUGCAAUGAUGGUUACAGACUUACUUCGAAUCGCCAGUCGUGCAAGGAUAUAAACGAGUGCAUCGAAUUGCCCUCUCUGUGUAAGCCUAGAGGCACUUGUAAGAACACACCGGGCAGUUACAAAUGUUUAUGCGAUGAUGGAUAUGAGUGGAAGGCAAAUAUCAGGAAGUGUCAAGACAAGGACGAGUGCGCUCUCGGGUUUUGUAGGAAUGGAAAAUGCGUAAACUAUUUCGGAAGCUUCGAGUGCACGUGCCCGCAUGAGGGUUAUGCUCUCAACUUCGAUCGAACGCAUUGCGAAGAUGUAGACGAAUGCAUAGAAGACUCGGACCUGUGUCGUGGAGGAACGUGCAUAAACAUCAACGGCUCUUACGACUGCUCUUGCCCUGAGGGCUUCACCGUGUUUAACGACGUCUGCAUAGACAUCGACGAAUGCUCUAUCCCUGGAUUUUGCCAGGGCGGCAGGUGUAUCAACCAAGUCGGCAACUACACUUGCACUUGUCCGCCCGGCCACGACUUCAACGAGAACUCGUCUGUGUGCAUUGACAUGCGCAAGGAUCUCUGCUACCUGAUGGAGCUCGAUAUCGGUUCGACAAUCGAAACCGGAUCCGGCGACGACAAGUUGGAAAUAUUGGAGAGAUGCCAACUGGCCAUAAACGCGACGAUGCGACGCGGCGAAUGCUGCUGCAGUCUUGGCGUCGCGUGGGGCCGUGACUGCAACAGCUGUCCCCAGAACGGCACCGGCGAAUUUCGCGCUCUCUGUGGACGCGACCGGCCCGGUCAGACGCAGGACAUCGUUUCCGGUGUGUUUGAAGAUAUCAAUGAGUGUGUCAUUCUUCCCGGGGUUUGUCGCAACGGCUACUGCGUCAACACGUUCGGCAGUUACCGUUGCUUUUGCGAUCCUGGCUACGAGAUAGACGAGUUUGGCUAUCAGUGUGUCGAUCGCAAUGAGUGUGACAUAUUGGAGGUAUGCGGAGAGGGCGUGUGCGUCAACGCUCCCGGAUCGUUCAACUGCACAUGCCCCGAUGGGUACCUUCUCGACGAGAGCGGGACUUUCUGUUUCGAAAUUCGCGAGGCGAAUUGUCAUCUCAGAGUGCAGAACAUUAACGAAACGUGUUCGGAGACUUUGGCCGGGUAUUACACGAGGACACAGUGUUGCUGUUCGGCUGCUGCACCUCAGGGAUAUGGCACAGGCUUCUGUUCGGCGUGUCCACGUAAUGGUACAGAUGAGUAUCGGCGUCUCUGCGCAAGAGGGCCCGGCAUUGGAUGUACAGCCGCCGACAAUUGCAUCGACAUCAACGAGUGUGCGCAAGAGCCUAGUCCUUGUAUCGGCGGUGUUUGUAUCAAUACACAGAGCUCGUUUCGCUGUGUUUGCGGAACUGGCUACGAAUUAGACGCCAGCGGACUCCGCUGUGUAGACAUAGACGAGUGUGAGGCAAAUCCGUGUAACGCCAAUGCGGAUUGUGUCAAUAUGGAUGGAGCAUAUCGAUGUUAUUGUCCGACCGGAUUUGAAGAGUCAGCAGACGGCAAAUAUUGUAUUGAUGUAGACGAAUGUGCGCUACCUCUUACUUGCUCGAAUGGCACCUGUCACAACCAAGUGGGAACGUACUACUGCACGUGUGACGUCGGAUUCCAGCUGAGCUACACUCGUCGACGUUGCGACGACAUCGACGAGUGCGUCGGAGGUCGUCACAGUUGCCCAGGCGUGUGUACGAACACGGUCGGCAGUUACGUGUGCGUCUGCCUCGAAGGCACGAGAGCAUCUAGUGAUGGCACACAAUGCGAAGAUAUCGACGAGUGUGCCGAGACGAGAAGAAUCUGCGGCAACGGCAACUGCGCGAACGUUUACGGCACGUUUCACUGCUAUUGUCCGGCGGGAUACGAACUGGACAAGACGGGCCGCAACUGCCAAAAUGUGGACGAGUGCACGACCGGCAGCCACGACUGUCGCUACAGCUGCACAGACAACAGCGGCAGUUACGUGUGCGGAUGUCCGGAAGGCUACAGUCUUUCUGGAGACAACUGCCUGGAUAUCAAUGAGUGUUACCGCGAUCCCGGUGCGUGUGGAGACAACAGCGUUUGUGUCAAUUCGCCGGGUAGUUUCUACUGCGCAUGUCUGCGGGGAUACCAGGUCUCGGCCAGUGGCGACGAAUGCGUGGACGUGGACGAGUGUCUCAACGUAUCGUCGUGCGGCGUGAACGGUGUAUGCGAGAACAGACGAGGUUCCUAUCGUUGCUCUUGCCGAAGCGGCUGGGAUCUCUACAAAAACAUUUGCUAUGACCGAAAUUGUACGAGGAAUACGAGAUUGUGUCCGACCAUUGUUGGUCAGUGUGUCAAUCACAUUUGUCGAUGUCAAACGGGAUUUCGAUACGAUAGAGUGACGGGCGCUUGUCUUGAUAUUAAUGAGUGCAUGGAGACUGAUAUUCCGUGCCCUGGCGCUUGUCAGAACACGGCUGGUUCGUAUCGAUGUCCGUGUCCGCCUGGAAUGGUCCUCAGUGGCAACACUUGUCUCGACCAACCAGUUACUCCGUGCGUGCCGGGCGAUUGUAUCUACGACUGUCUUAUCAACCCCGAUUCGGUUCCUCUCGGCGGAAUAUGCGGCUGCAAAAUCAACGAAAUACCAGAAAAGCACAGAAACUACACUCUCUGUGUCCAGACUGCAUGUUUGACUGGCAAUUGUACGAGACGGCGUCGCAGCGUUUCGGACGAGUUGGAUGAGCACGAGGUAUUCGUGCGCGGCAAUCAACCGGCCGGUAGCUGUGUAAUGUCGUUCGAGCCCGCUCUGAAGCAGCAACACGGAAAAAUCGAUGUACAGAUUGUAGAUGAAUUCUCUCCGGAAACGUUUUACUUGAAGGAAAAGAUGGGCGUUUGGUCGGUGUGUCUCCGCGACGGUUUGAAAUCGGGAAGCGUUCACGACGUUCAUCUCCACGGAUUCUAUUUAGAUCAACAGGCGGCGUAUGUACGGGAAGAGAAGGGUGAAAAGGCGGUUGGACAAAUGAUGAACAUGAAAAUUCACGUUCUGUCUUGAAUUGAGUGCAUUUGUAUGAAGUAGUUGAGACGCGCUUGAUUUGGGCUUGUGCAUGCGUGGUGAGGUAGAGGGCAAGACUUUAAAUUGUAGGGGAAGUCUGUAUGAUGCACGGUAGGGUAUAGAGAGUUUGCUAGACACGUCGACACAUAAGCAUUGGUACAAGUUGAACAUGAUUGCUACUAAUAAAGCAUGAAAGUCAGUGAUGCA